Molecule: messenger RNA, 4633 nt
Organism: Echinops telfairi (small Madagascar hedgehog)
Lineage: Eukaryota; Metazoa; Chordata; Mammalia; Afrosoricida; Tenrecidae
Gene: SLC35F1
Product: solute carrier family 35 member F1
Exons: 8
Coding region: 29-1132 (367 amino acids)
Biological process (GO): transmembrane transport
Cellular component (GO): membrane
Molecular function (GO): transmembrane transporter activity
Source: RefSeq, a predicted model, not a curated record
UGAUAUUCAAAGCAAUUGUUCAUAGGAGAUGUUAAUCUCAGUGGCCCUGGGCCAGGUGUUAUCUCUCCUUAUUUGUGGCAUUGGCUUGACCAGCAAGUACCUGUCAGAAGAUUUCCAUGCUAAGACACCAGUCUUCCAGGGUUUCCUCAACUACAUCCUUCUCUUCUUGGUGUAUACCACUACACUGGCCGUCAGACAAGGAGAAGAAAAUCUCCUAGCAAUUUUACGAAGAAGAUGGUGGAAAUAUAUGAUCCUGGGACUCAUAGACCUGGAGGCAAAUUAUCUGGUGGUCAAAGCUUACCAGUACACUACCCUGACAAGUAUCCAGCUCCUGGACUGCUUUGUCAUUCCCGUGGUGAUUCUGCUCUCCUGGUUCUUCCUGCUGAUUCGCUACAAGGCUGUACACUUUGUGGGCAUCGUCGUCUGUAUCCUGGGAAUGGGUUGCAUGGCCGGAGCAGAUGUGCUUGUGGGACGGCAUCAGGGAGCAGGAGAGAACAAGCUAGUGGGGGACCUUCUGGUCUUAGGAGGAGCCACACUCUAUGGUAUUUCUAACGUCUGGGAAGAGUACAUCAUCCGAACCCUGAGUCGAGUCGAGUUCCUGGGGAUGAUUGGACUCUUCGGUGCAUUUUUUAGUGGAAUUCAACUAAUCAGCCCCUGCCCACACCCGGCUCUGCUUUGCACUGCAGUGACGGACUCCUGCACCUCACACUUCCCAGGCGUCCUUUCCACCAGCAGGAUUCCUCUUGGGUUUGGACUGCUCUACGUUGGUUUUAGUGCCUGCAUGUUUGGUCUGUACAGCUUUAUGCCGAUUGUCAUCAAGAAAACCAGCGCCACUUCGGUCAACCUCUCUCUGCUCACAGCAGAUUUGUACAGUCUGUUCUGUGGUUUGUUCCUCUUUCACUAUAAGUUUUCAGGACUUUACCUUCUGUCUUUCUUCACCAUCCUGAUUGGGCUGGUUCUCUACUCCUCCACCUCCACGUACAUAGCCCAGGACCCCCGGGUAUACAAGCAGUUCCGCAAUCCUUCGGGACCCGUUGUGGACUUACCAACCACAGCUCAGGUGGAACCGUCUGUCACCUACACCAGCUUGGGCCAGGAAACCGAAGAGGAGCCCCACGUCCGUGUGGCCUAGGAUGAGGCCCUCCCUGCCCGUGGAAGGCAGCUCAGUGCCAUGUGUUCACCCAUCACAUACGUAUUGUAUAUAGAGAAAGGUAUUUACUAGGUGCAGUUUACAUAGGUGGACUGAAAGGUAGCAAAUGUGAAAGCCUGCCAAAGGAACAAGGUCAACGUCACUGGCGAUGCAGGCUCCAACCUGCCUCGCUUGGAGAGAUGCCGAUCUAGCGUGUACCCCGAUCACAAGCCCCUUGCAUCAAUUGCUGUGAAAAGCCUGGAAUCAGAAGCAAGUAUUCUUCUUUGUAUCAUUGUCGUUACUCUUGUUACACCAAUUUUUCAGGAGGAGGUUUUGUAUCCCUGAUGGAAACUAUUGCUAGAACCCACGUGUCAUUAAGAGAAUGCCUACUUUUCUAUGGCAACUCACUUUUUAAAAAUCAUAUUUUCCUGAUUUUUUUUUUUGGCACAGACUACCCUUGUGAUACAUGUCAUAGGAGCUCCCCCCAUGAGAAGUUUCUUUAGCUAGGGACCGGCCUAGUGGCUAAUGGUUUCCUUGGCUGUCUGUUGGAUUGCCUGCUCAAUGCGUAUGUUGUGCUGUGAUCCUUGUGGGGUGGGGCAACUGACCAUAUAAUUCUCUAUUCUAGGAAUAGAUAUAAAACAAAUUUGCCCACCCUUUUGUAUUUCGGUCUGUGAUUUCUCUGGGCCUUUGCCUUUCUGUUGUGCCACAGGGUUCUGCCAACCAAGUUCCUGUGGUCACAGAUGCAGGAGGAUCACCUUUCUGUGGUUUGUGGAGACCCCAGGGACAGUAUCCUCUGAGUUUAGGAAGAGCUAUGUAGAUCUCUUCCCCUCCCAGGAGUCUAUCUUCAAAACAUAUGCAAAUAUACAGAUCUAUUUCUCUUUCUAACUUUAUUUAGAGAUCAUCUGGAAAUCAAUCAGGGCACUUAAAAUCGCCGUGCCCCUUUUCUUUCUUAAUGGUGUGGCACUUCUGUUUCAGUCCUGCAGCAUAGAAAUGCCCCUCGUUGUGAGGGUCCCCAGCUGUGGCACCCCCUCCCACACUGUGGUGCUGAUCCAGAGCAGUCUCUGAAGAAAACUGGCUUGGGCACUUUGCCGUGGCGGUGAAGACACGGUGCUCUGAUGGAUGCAGAGACGAUCACAGGGUCUUGAUGAGUUGGAGUUCCAUGCUUUCGUUGGCCUUGAUGUAGUCUUUGUAUCCAACACAGGGCAUCCAGAAACAUGGCAAGCCCAUUGCUGCCAGGUGGAGGCCCAGCCAUGGCUACCCGCUGUGUUCAAGACGCGCAUUGAGCUUCCUCAUCUUGUCUUGGCUGUCAUCUUUACCCCACCAGAUGGCCAGGACUUUCUUAUGCAGUGUUGCUGGGUAGUUCUAAUGGCCAGCCUUUUGGCUAGUCACCAAGAGCAAACCUGUCUGCAUUACCCAGGCACCCAGAAACACCACCCAAACCAAACCGAACCAAACUUACUGCCACGGAGUCGAUUCUGACUCAUGAUGACCCGAUAGGACAAGGUCUCAAAUGCUGUAUUCUUUAUGGAACGAGACUGCCACGUCUGUCUCCCGCAGAUCCAAGGCUGGUGGAUCCAGUUUAGCCUGGACCACUGGGCCACCAGGAUGCCACAGAAGUAUUAAGUUUGGUUGACACCGAUGCCAGUCAAAAAGUUCCUCAGCAGAGUUAUAGCAUUUGAAAACCAGAAGUAAGUGUUUAUGAAACGUUGGACAAUUCAUACCAAUGCAACAUACGUAAGCAAGCGAAGGAAAUCAGCAGCGGGGCCACAAUGAAGCAGGGGUGCCACAAAACCUGGGGUGCUGAUGUAGACACCCUUAUAGGACAGCAUCUUCAUGGGAGCAUCAUCAGAUCUUUUUGCCCACAGAUGGUCUGCCGACCUUGAAGUUAGCAGCCAAAACUUAGGCAGCCACCAGGGCUUCUAUACAGAGCGUGUGUGGGGACUAAGCACUGCAGGUGACUGCUUCCUGUGCACGCCGUCCACGCCUGUGUAGCCUCUUCACCAGCUUACUACACAGGACAGGUGGUUCUGUCUCUGGAGACUAGAAAGACAAAAUACCUAUCUUCUCCACUAGGCCAAUUUCAUGGUCAUCUCAGGUCAGCCCCCUAGAAAUGUGUAUCAUUUUCUACGAAGAAGAAAAAAAUCAAGGCUGCAGCGAUAGCCAAUCAAAAUGAGUCUGCCGACAUUUGCUCUUAGCUACCUUUUAAAUCAGUUAAAUACCUUUCUCUGAAUACUUUCUCCAUUCUGGUCUGCAAGACCUUUGAAGACUGUGGUUGUACUGUUGUGUUUACAUUCCUUUGGUUUUCAUAAUUUGCUUGAUUUCUUGCAUUUCUAGUAUUUAUUUUAAGCCAAAUGUUUUUAGCCUUUUUAAAUUCAUUUUUAUGACACUAAUUUGUAGAUGCUUAGCAAAGUCUUAUGGGAAACAAAUAGCUGAAAGUACUCUCCAAUUCAGUCAGUGGACUGGGAUUUUUUAAAUUAAAAAUUCAAAAAAGUGUUUGCAAUCCACAGAUAGCUACAAGUUGCCAUCUGAAUUAUUUUAUAGGAUAUUUUCAUUGACUCCAUUGUAUGGAAACCAAAUGUGAAUGUUACGUUGAGUUCAUUAUAUACCCUUUAUCAUCAAGCGUCCCUGUAUACAAGACUGCCAUGUCACUGGGGUGCCUCACUGUGUUGGCUUGUCUCUGUUUAAGAAGGUCGAUAACAUAUUGAAGGGUCUGAGAUCGGGAGUUCCAAAAUGACCCUUUGAGAAAAAAAGAAAAGAGAAUAGCAAAGAACAAAUUCUUUUUACGGAAUGAAAGCACUCAUCCUUUAGGCGUGGAGUGGGAUGUGGGACAACCUUGACUCUCGUUUCAGUCUCUGAAGUUCCAUAACGCAGUAGACACCAGCAAACAGACAGCGUCUAAAUCCACCACCACUCACUCCUCAACGAAUGAGACUUGGACCAAUUUGUGUAGAAUGUUCUUGAGUAAGCAAACCACAGCUCUCCUAACCCUCGCUAGAGCACAGUGGUGGCUCCCACUUCCUCAGCCAAAACCUGUGCUGGGGAGAGAGCUGGCUCUGGUCAACUCACAGCUCCAAACUCUGUAACCCACGACCAGGUAGACCAAGCAAUGGAAUACUUUGCACCACUGUGUCCCAUGGAAAUACUUCAAUGUUUAGCGUAGGUAUUGCUAACUGUGCUAUUAACCUUUUGAGAAAUGUGUAGUAAUGUUUGUUUGGGUUUGUUUCUGAUUUAUAACCAUUUAGUAGUUCCCAGCUAGCUCUCAGCACAGAUUUUACCCCAUGGGUAGGAUUCUGUUGUUAAACCACAUAACAAGCACACUAAUCCUGACACCACAAUUGGAAAAUAUGAACCAAAAAAAAGAGAAAAACAAAGAGAACUUUACACUGAUAAGCUGAACACACUCUCCGUCUUUUGAUGUUUGCAUGCUUCCCUAUGGACUGGCUGUGGCAAUGUAAUGCCUGUAUCAUGUUUUCAAAUAAAAAGAAAUGCUUUGUGAAAGCACUA